Pollicipes pollicipes is the source of this 1999-nucleotide messenger RNA. Its product is annotated as thioredoxin reductase 1, cytoplasmic. The transcript has 13 exons. Gene Ontology annotation, molecular function: thioredoxin-disulfide reductase (NADPH) activity; glutathione-disulfide reductase (NADPH) activity; flavin adenine dinucleotide binding. The coding region runs from base 179 to 1999 and encodes 606 amino acids. NCBI's taxonomy places the organism in Eukaryota, Metazoa, Arthropoda, Thecostraca, Pollicipedomorpha, Pollicipedidae. Gene Ontology annotation, cellular component: mitochondrion; cytosol. Gene Ontology annotation, biological process: glutathione metabolic process; cellular response to oxidative stress; cell redox homeostasis. The record is from RefSeq and is a predicted model, not a curated record.
UUCUCAAGCGCAUGAACUUGAACACUAGAUUGAAAUAUUAUUUUUGGAGCUGAUGAAGAAUUGCACUUGAAAGAUUUUGUUUUUCCUCCGUUUUCUUCCAUACAACGCCAUAGUGCGAUGCGAAGUAGAGACAUUCACGUAGUGCACUGUCGAGCUUGGCGUGAACAAACCGGUCGGGAUGACACCGGCUCCAGACUCCGGGCCAGAGAAUGUGACUGAUAACUUCAUCAAAGAAAACAGGGUGGCGGUGUUCAGCAAAUCAUAUUGUCCAUUUUGUGAACAGGUGAAGGAAUUGUUCAGAAACCAUAAUAUACCAUACGAAGCACUCGAGCUAGACGUUGUCGAGAAUGGUGCUGCCAUCCAGAGUGUGCUGCUGGAGCGGACGGGCCAGAAGUCGGUCCCCAGCGUGUUCAUCAACGGCCGACAUCUGGGCGGCUGCGACACAACAGUCCAGGCGCAGGCGGACGGCCGGCUGCAGGCGUUGCUGAACGCCGGCGCCGGCGACGCCCAGUACGACUACGACCUGGUGGUGAUCGGCGGCGGCUCGGGCGGACUGGCCUGCAGCAAGGAGGCGGCCCGGCUGGGCGCGCGCGUCGCCCUCUGCGACUUCGUCAAGCCCUCACCGCAGGGGACCACGUGGGGGCUAGGUGGCACAUGUGUCAACGUCGGCUGCAUCCCCAAGAAGUUGAUGCACCAGGCCAGCCUGCUAGGCGAGGCAGUGGGCGACGCCGAGAAGUUCGGAUGGUCGGUCGAUCAGCCAGUGACAACACCGCCAUCCGUGAUGCCGUUUCCAGACCAGCACAAUUGGGAGAAGAUGGUGGAGGCCAUUCACGCGCACAUCGGGUCACUUAACUGGGGCUACAAGGUGCAGCUGCGCGAGCGGCGUGUCACGUACCUGAACGCAUACGCCGAGUUCGUGGACGCCCACACGCUUCGGACGGUCGACAAGAAGUCUCGCGAGCGUCUGAUCACGGCGAAGCACGUGGUGCUGGCGACGGGCGGCCGGCCGCGGCUGCCGGACAUCCCGGGCGCCGCCGAGCUCGGCAUCACCAGCGACGACCUCUUCUCACUGCCCAGCUCGCCCGGCCGCACGCUGGUCGUCGGCGCCAGCUACAUCGCGCUCGAGUGCGCCGGCUUCCUGCGCGGCCUCGGCCUCGACGUCACCGUCAUGGUGCGCUCCAUCCUGCUGCGCGGCUUCGACCAGCAGAUGGCCGAGCUGGUGGGCGAGCACCUGGUGCGGCGGGGCGUGCGCCUGCUGCGCCCGUGCGUGCCGACGCAGCUGGAGCGGCCCGACCCGGACGGACGGAUCCAGGUGGCGGCUCAGACCGCCGAUGGCGAGACGCUGCACGAGGAGUACGACACGGUGCUGUUCGCCAUCGGACGCACCGCCUGCACGGCCAACAUCGGCCUCGACAAGCUGGGCGUCCAGUUGGCGGCCAAGGACGGCAAGGUGCUGUGCGACGAGGCGGAGCAGUCGAGCGUGCCGCACGUGUACGCUGUCGGCGACAUGCUGAGUGGCCGGCCGGAGCUGACGCCGGUGGCCAUACAGGCCGGCCGUCUGCUAGCCAGGCGGCUGGUGACCGGCGCCACCGCGCUCACCGACUACACCAACGUGCCGACCACGGUGUUCACGCCGGUCGAGUACGGCUGCGUGGGUCUCUCGGAGGAGGCGGCGGUCGAGCGCUACGGCGAGCACGACGUCGAGGUGUACCACCAGUACUUUACGCCGCUCGAGCACACGGUGCCGCAGCGUGACGAGAACGCCUCCUACGGCAAGCUGGUGUGCGUCAAGAGCCAGCAGGAGCGCGUGGUGGGCUUCCACCUGGUGGCGCCGCACGCCGGCGAGGUCACGCAGGGCUACGCCGUGGCCAUGCGGCUGGGCGCCACCAAGGCUGAUCUGGACGGCGCCGUGGGCAUCCACCCGACCGUGGCGGAGCAAUUCACGUUCAUGUUCAUCACCAAGUCGUCGGGCGUCAGCAGCAAGUCGACGGGCUGCUGA